UUACAUUGAAGUCCUUGCAUGCAAAGUGCAGUGCGAGAGUAAUCUGACACCCAUUAUAGGAGGCUUUGUUGUUGAGAAAUUUGUGGCCACCAUGUACCAUUACUUGCAGUUUGCUUAUUAUAAAUUGAAUGACAUGAAGAAUGCAGCUUCUUGUGCUGCUAGUUACCUUCUGUUUGACCAGAAAGAUGAAGUAAUGAAACAGAACAUGGUCUAUUAUCAGUACCACAAAGACAAAUGGGGACUUAAAGAAGAGGAUUUUCAGCCCAGAUCAGAGGCAGUUCGAUACCACAACAUAACCACACUCCAGUUGGAAAUGUAUGAAUUCGCAAAGGAACAUCUGAUGGAUGAUGAUGAGGGUGAAGUUGUGGAAUUCCUUGAUGAGCUGUUAGAAGUAGAAGAAAAGAAAGAAUCCUGAUGAGUAAAAGCACCACGAAGUAUUUUACAAAAGUGAAGACUCGCCAUUGCUCCUUACUAUUGUUUUUGGUCACCUGUAGUUCCAGUUAGAUAUACCUCAAAGCUGCUCCUUUAAGCUCCACCUUAUGUCACAAGAUCCACUCCUGAAAGAUCACUUCCAUGCUGCACUGACUUCUCCGUGAGCAUGGCUUUUCACUGUGCAUUUACAGAAUUGGUGCAUAUGGGUUUUCCUCUUGAGGUUUCUUUCCUUUACACAAACACAACAAAGCAGACUAUUUGUAUUUUCUGGGCUAAACUAAGGUUCCUCAUUUCAGUGCUGUUCUACUAAGUUAUAACAGUACAGCUAAGUUCUGAAGAACUUUUGUCAGAUAAUGAACCACGGAAGACAUAACAGUUCCUCUAGACUUUCUGAGCUAUGUAUUGUAUUAUUUAUAUAUGUCUUUUUCUGUGAUGAUGAAUAAAGUGAUACUGAUCCCAAUGCACCUGAAAGAUUUUAAGAUACAUUUAAAUAGCUGAAAUAAGAUGAUUAACAAAGCACAACUAGUGAUCUUGUAAAAAUUGCUUAAAGAAUUCUGUAAGCAGUGUUGAUCUUUCUUAAAAACUAAAUGAAAUUCCAUGAUGUGAAACUGAGGUCACUUAAAACUGAAUAAUAAAUAAUUCCUUCUUUCUACCAA
Fulmarus glacialis (Northern fulmar) is the source of this 1088-nucleotide messenger RNA. RefSeq names its product cartilage-associated protein-like. Gene Ontology annotation, cellular component: endoplasmic reticulum. The record is from RefSeq and is a predicted model, not a curated record. Bases 92 to 415 code for a protein of 107 amino acids. The transcript is spliced from 4 exons. Gene Ontology annotation, biological process: collagen fibril organization; peptidyl-proline hydroxylation to 3-hydroxy-L-proline. Gene Ontology annotation, molecular function: protein binding; collagen binding. NCBI's taxonomy places the organism in Eukaryota, Metazoa, Chordata, Aves, Procellariiformes, Procellariidae.